Molecule: messenger RNA, 2600 nt
Organism: Musa acuminata subsp. malaccensis (wild Malaysian banana)
Lineage: Eukaryota; Viridiplantae; Streptophyta; Magnoliopsida; Zingiberales; Musaceae
Product: transport inhibitor response 1-like protein Os04g0395600
Biological process (GO): SCF-dependent proteasomal ubiquitin-dependent protein catabolic process
Cellular component (GO): SCF ubiquitin ligase complex
Source: RefSeq, a predicted model, not a curated record
UCCUGCUUCCUUGGCUCUUGAGAUCAAAGCUCAUAUUUUAUGUGAUAGUUUAGAUCGAUAACUGGGAGUUCUGGAUGUGUUGUUCUCACUUGAUUUGUUAGGUUUUGCUUUGAUUUUUUUUUUUUCCUUUUCUUUCCAUGUGGUUCGGGUGAUUUUUGGCCAAAUGUUCUCCUUGGUUCUGUCCGACGUGAUCCGUGGAAGAAAUAUGGGUUUUUUCUUGGUUCAUUGUUGUCAAAACCUCAUCUUCCGUUGAUUUGUCCAAGAGAAGAGGGUUUUUAUUAGCACUUAUGGUGUAGAUCUAAGCCUGCUGCCAUGUGAAACGAAUAGAAAGGGGCGGUAGAUGGAAGGUUGAAGCCUUUUCUUACCUUGUUCUUGCUAUUUUCGUUAGCUACUGCUGGAGUUGAUCUACAGAUCUGAUCGAUUUCUUGCUUUUUCUGCUUACCCUAAGUUGGAAGGAAGGGGGAGUGACGAAAGAUCGAAUUAAUCGUAGUCUAUAACCAUGACUUAUUUCCCGGAGGAGGUGGUGGAGCACAUCGUCGACUUCCUUGGCUCACACGGGGACCGCAACGCGGUGUCGACGGUGUGCAAGGCGUGGUAUCAGGUGGAUCGGCUUAGCCGCCGGAGCGUAUUCGUCGGCAACUGCUAUGCCAUCCGGCCCGAGCGAGUGGUGACGAGGUUCCCUGAGAUGAAGUCGCUGACUGUCAAGGGGAAGCCCCAUUUCGCCGAUUUCAACCUGGUCCCCUAUGAUUGGGGCGGCUUCGCGCAGCCGUGGAUCGAGGCCGCCGCACGAGGCUGCCCGGGCCUCGAGGAGCUGCGGCUCAAAAGGAUGGUGGUCACUGAUGAUGACCUUGAGCUCCUUGCACGUUCCUUCCCCAACUUCAAAUCUCUUGUUCUCGUCAGCUGCGAGGGGUUUAGUACCGACGGGCUCGCUGCGAUUGCCACUUAUUGCAGAGGUCUUAGGGAGUUGGAUUUACAGGAAAAUGAGGUGGAAGACCAUGGGCGCCAAUGGCUGAGUUGCUUCCCUGAUUCCUGUACCUCUCUCGUGUCCCUGAACUUUGCCUGCCUCAAAGGAGAGGUCAAUGCAAGCGCCCUGGAGAGGCUCGUCGCUAGGUGCCCAAACCUCAGGAGCUUGAAGCUUAAUCAUUCAAUAUCUGUGGAGUCACUGAACAAGAUCCUUGCUCGUGCGCCUCAUUUGGUUGAUCUUGGAACUGGUUCGUUCGCAAUCGACAACCGUAGCGAAACUUAUCACAGGCUGAUCAAUUCCUUCUUUAAAUGCAAGUCGUUGAGGAGCUUGUCAGGUUUUUGGGAUGCUUCUCCUUUCUGCCUGCAGGCACUGUAUCCCGUCUGUACUAACCUCACUGUUCUCAAUUUGAGCUAUGCUCCAGCAAUUCAGAGUGCUGAUCUUACCAAGCUGAUUGGCCUUUGUUUUAAGCUUCAGAAGCUUUGGGUGUUGGAUUGCAUUGGGGACAAAGGAUUAGCAGUUGUGGCAUCCACUUGUAAAGAGUUGCAGGAGCUGAGGGUAUUUCCAUCUGAUAUCUAUGGUGCUGGAAUCACUGCUGUGACCGAAGAGGGUCUGGUUGCUAUAUCUUCAGGAUGUCCAAAGCUUAACUCAUUGCUGUACUUUUGCUACCAAAUGACAAAUUCUGCACUUACAACUGUUGCAAAGAAUUGCCCGCAUUUCACUCGAUUCAGAUUAUGCAUCCUCGAACCGGAGAAGCCAGACCCUGUCACUAAUCAGCCACUUGAUGAAGGUUUUGGGGCAAUUGUCCGUUCGUGUAAAAAUCUCAGGAGGUUGUCGGUAUCUGGUCUUUUAACAGAUCAGGUUUUCCUAUAUAUUGGCAUGUAUGCCGAACGUCUGGAGAUGCUGUCGAUUGCAUUUGCUGGAGAUAGUGACAAGGGGAUGGUAUACGUGCUCAACGGAUGCAAGAAUCUCAGAAAACUUGAAAUAAGGGAUUGCCCAUUCGGAGAUGCUGCACUUCUGAAGGACGUGGCCAAGUAUGAGACAAUGCGAUCCCUUUGGAUGUCGUCCUGUGAUGUUACCUUAGGAGGUUGCAAGGCUCUUGCAGCAAAAAUGCCGAGGCUUAAUGUGGAGAUUAUAAAUGAAAACAAUGGCACCUGUGAAUCCAAGGAAAAUCUUAGUGAUCUCCACAAGGUGGAGAAGAUGUACUUUUAUCGGACCGUGGCUGGGCCAAGAAAUGAUGCACCAGAUUUUGUUUGGACACUAUAGGGUUGGCUGGAACAGCUUGUGUUGUGCAAGAUUAUCCAAACUGAUAUCAACCAUGAUUGAAAACCAUGCAAAGGAGAUUGUAAGAUAUGAGCAACUAAGGAUUUGGAGAAGGGAUAUGAUAGAGCACAGCCUUUAGCAGCAAAACUGUCUCUGGUAGCAUCACUUCUCCAUCUCCAGCAGACAGCAGCAGCAAACAGCAAUGAGACAGAGUGAGGACAAACAUAUGGACCAGUAAACUGCUUGUAAAGAAGAAACCCACUCACACUAAGCUUUUGCUUGCACUAUUCCAGGUGACAAUUCAACAUGCUAUGGUAACCAUGUAAAAUGAUCUAUUGAUUCCAUCGUUCAACCAAAUAGUUAAAGCUUACAUGAA